This is a messenger RNA of Pogoniulus pusillus (Red-fronted tinkerbird), 4336 nucleotides long. RefSeq names its product ArfGAP with GTPase domain, ankyrin repeat and PH domain 3 (gene AGAP3). Gene Ontology annotation, molecular function: GTPase activity; GTP binding; protein binding. The transcript is spliced from 18 exons. Gene Ontology annotation, biological process: activation of GTPase activity. Lineage: Eukaryota; Metazoa; Chordata; Aves; Piciformes; Lybiidae. Gene Ontology annotation, cellular component: nucleus. The coding region runs from base 1 to 3279 and encodes 1092 amino acids. The record is from RefSeq and is a predicted model, not a curated record.
AUGGCGGAGGGCUGGCGCUGGAGCCAGGCGGGCCGGGGCCCCCCGCGGCCGAGCCCCCGCCGCGCCGUCAGCGUCUGCGAGUCGCUGGACCUGCAGGGCGUCCCCGCCGUCCAGGCCGCGCUCCGCGCCGCGCAGCACCAGCGCCGGCGGCCCAAGAGCUUCUGCGCGGCGGGGAACGGUCUGGCGGCCGCCGCACUGCUGCCCCCGCCGCCCCCCGCCCGCGGCAGCCUGCUCGAUUUCUUCCGGCGGCGCUCGCCCCGCAGGCCGGGCCCGGAGCCCGAGCCCGAGUCCGACCCUGAGCAGCCUGCCGGGCCCGACGGGGCGCAGCGCCCGAGCCCCGGCAGCGUCACCUUCCUGCCCCCAGGCCGCCCGCCGCAGCCCGCCGACAGCCCCGGCUUUCUACGGGGGGGCUCCCUGUGGGGCAGCCGCCGCUGGAACCUCUUCGGGAGCAGCGGCCGGAGCAGCCCUGGUCCCCGGAGGAACUUCAGCUCCCUGCGGAAAAGUUUUAGCUUCCGCCUGCGCCGGGGCCACGACCUGCGGCGCUCGGAUUCGGGGGUUCUGCUGCGCCCCCCGCGCCUCCGCACCAAGAGUGAGGGCGACGCCAGCUCCCUGCACACCUGCCCCAGCAAACGGGACCUGCUGUACCCGGAGCUGGCCCGGGCCGGGGGCAGACUUCACGCCGACUCGGGCCAAGCGGGGGGACUCUGGAAGCUCCUCACCAGCCGCUUCCGAAAGCGAGAGCGUGGCAGCACUGGUGGCCCGUGCCCCAAGGACCUCCACGGUGUGGCGGAGCCAGUUCUGCUGGGCAGUGGCCCGCUGCGGGCACUGGAUUCGUUUGUGAACAGCCAGGAGUGGACCCUGAGCCGCUCGGUGCCUGAGCUGAAGGUGGGCAUCGUGGGGAACUUGUCCAGCGGCAAGUCAGCCCUCGUGCACCGCUACCUGACCGGCACCUACGUGCAGGAGGAGUCUCCAGAAGGCGGCCGGUUCAAGAAGGAGAUUGUGGUCGAUGGUCAGAGCUAUCUGCUGCUCAUCCGGGAUGAAGGUGGCCCCCCGGAGCUCCAGUUUGCAGCCUGGGUGGAUGCUGUGGUGUUUGUCUUCAGCCUGGAGGACGAGAUCAGCUUCCAGACAGUCUACAACUACUACCUGAGGCUCUGCAGCUACCGCAACACCGCUGAGGUGCCCAUGGUGCUGGUGGGCACUCAGGAUGCCAUCAGCGCCACCAACCCGCGGGUCAUCGACGACUCUCGGGCUCGGAAGCUCUCCAACGACCUGAAGCGCUGCACCUACUACGAGACCUGUGCCACCUACGGGCUGAACGUGGAGAGGGUCUUCCAGGACGUGGCUCAGAAGGUGGUGGCUCUCCGAAAGAAGCAGCAGCUUUCCAUCGGCCCCUGCAAGUCCCUGCCCAACUCCCCCAGCCACUCAUCCGUCUCCGCAGCCUCCAUCCCUUCUGUCCACAUCAACCAGGCCACCAAUGGUGGAGGAGCCUUCAGUGACUACUCCUCCUCCGUGCCCUCCACACCCAGCAUCAGCCAGCGGGAGCUGCGGAUCGAGACCAUCGCUGCCUCCAACACGCCCACCCCCAUCCGCAAGCAGUCCAAGCGGCGCUCCAACAUCUUCACGUCUCGCAAGGGCGCAGACCCGGAGAGGGAGAAGAAGACUCCAGAGUGCAAGGCGGACAGCAUCGGCAGUGGGCGUGCCAUCCCCAUGAAGCAGGGCAUUCUCCUGAAACGCAGUGGCAAGUCUCUGAACAAGGAGUGGAAGAAGAAGUAUGUGACGCUGUGUGACAACGGAGUCCUCACCUACCACCCCAGCCUGCACGACUACAUGCAGAACGUCCAUGGGAAGGAGAUCGACCUGCUGAGAACCACGGUGAAGGUCCCAGGCAAGCGGCUCCCCAGGGCCACUACGGCAGCGGCACCCAGUGCAAGCCCCAAAGCCAAUGGGCUGGCCAAGGAGAGGAGCAGCACACAGCUGAGUGGGGGCACAGGUGCUCCCCACUCGACCAGCAGCACCUCCCUGCACUCUGAGCGCUCCAUCAGCGGCAUCAACCUGGUGGGCUUCAGCUCCAAGCCAGACGGCAUGCACCAGCGCUCCUACUCUGUCUCCAGUGCGGACCAGUGGAACGAGGCCGUGGCUAUCCCUGGCAGCUGCCCUAACCCCUCUAACGGCACUGCUGACUCUCUCAGCUCCAGCCCCAACAUUUCCAGCGCUGCCAGCCCGAAGCUGGAGCCGCCCCCAUCACCACAUGCCAACAGGAAGAAGCAUCGCAGGAAAAAGAGCACAGGGACUACUCGGCCUGAUGGCCCCAGCACGGCCACAGAAGAACCAGAUGAGCCAUUUGAGUUCAUUAUCGUGUCCCUGACGGGCCAGACAUGGCUCUUCGAGGCCUCAACAUCAGAGGAGAGAGAGCUUUGGGUCCAGGCCAUCGAAAGCCAGAUCUUGGCCAGCUUGCAGGGCUGUGAGAGCAGCAAAAACAAGGCGCGGCUGGGCAGCCAGAGCGACGUGCAGGCCAUGCAGGCCGUCCGCACCGCCCGCGGCAACAGCUUCUGCGUCGACUGCGAUGCGCCGAAUCCUGACUGGGCAAGUCUGAACCUUGGCUCCCUCAUGUGCAUUGAGUGCUCAGGCAUCCACCGCAACCUGGGCACCCACCUGUCUCGUGUGCGCUCCCUGGACCUGGACGACUGGCCCAGCGAGCUCCUCAUGGUCAUGACAGCCAUAGGCAACGCCCUGGCCAACGCUGUCUGGGAAGGAGCUGUGGAAGGCUACCCCAAGCCCACCCCUGAGAGCAGUCGGGAGGAGAAGGAGCGCUGGAUCCGGGCCAAGUACGAGCAGAAGCUCUUCCUGGCUCCACUGCCACAGUCGGACAUCCCCCUGGGGCAGCAGCUGCUGCGGGCGGUGGUGGAGGAUGACCUGCGCCUCGUGGUGACGCUGCUGGCCCAUGGCACCAAGGAGGAAGUGAACGAGACCUACGGGGACGGCGAUGGGCGCACAGCGCUGCACCUGUCCUGUGCCAUGGCCAACGUAGUCUUCACACAGCUGCUCAUCUGGUACGGGGUGGACGUGAAGAGCCGAGACGCUCGGGGCCUGACCCCGCUGGCUUACGCCCGGCGAGCCGGCAGCCAGGAGUGCAUCGACAUCCUGCUGCAGCACGGGUGCCCCAGCGACAGUGCCGUCACCACCCUGACCCCCAGCCUGCCGCGCCGCAAUGCCAACGCCAACAACAACGCCUGCUCCGGGGGGCUGGCGGACCUCCGCUCCAGCCCCAGCCCUGUCUAGCUCCUCACAGGCCUCUGCUCGUCACACAGCCGCCUUCCAGCCCUGCCAGGGGAUCAGGGCCACAGGAGUGGGUCUGAGCCAGGCCUCCUGCUCUACUCAGCCUCACCAGGACCCCAGGAGGAGACCAGGAGCCAGCAGCCUGCUCCUCUGCACCGAUUCCUGCAGGCUCUCCCCAUGCAGCUGGAGUGGGGCUGAGCAGACCCAGCCUGCAGAGCGGCUGCCCCAUUGCCACUGGGGUGGGGGCCUGCAGGACACUGUUCUCCUGAUCGGUACAGGGGGAGAAGAGGCAGAUUCUCUGUGCCCCCACCACACGUGUAGAUAAUGAAGGGGUUGGAGGCAGUUUGGCCUGUAGCCUCCUCUGCACAGCUGGUACUGGGGAGGACAAUGGCUGCACCUGUUCUCCCAAACUGGGGCAGUGGUGGGCACAGUGCUCAUGCCCCCACUCCCGUAUUGGCCUGGCCAUGCACCCCGGUACGGUGGGGAGGCAGAGGCAGCAGUGUCUGUGUUUCUCCCCUCUGCCCCUCGCUGCUUCUAGCCAGCACAGGGAGUGCGCUCGCUGGCACCGCUGCCCACGCACUGAUGACAAGGGAGCGUCUCCCUGAGGCAGCCCCUGGACAAAGACCCCUCCUGCCUCCCUGGUGACCUAGAGGAGGAAGAGGGUGGUCACCCCGGGCCCCCCAGCUGUGUCUGUGUGUCUGUAGAGUUGCUGUCCUUCCAGGUUCAAGCCCCAAAGCCAUACACAGUGUCUCCAUCAGUGCCUCGCCGCUGUCUGCCGCCGCUGCCCAGGCGGGGCUGGUCUCCGGCUGCGCAGGAGGAGGAGGAGGCGAGCAGCCUCCUCCCCUCGGUGUGGGGCCAGGACUGCAGCUGAGCGCUGGACCCCCGAGGCUUUGGAUGCUGCUGUGGAACGUCUCUGUCACUUGUGUAUAAAAUGUACAUUGGAAAUAUUUAUAUGGACACUCUGUAUAUACUGUUUCUCUGCCAUGAGUCGCCUGUGUGUGUUAUCUGCAGCCAAGGAGAUAAAGGCCAAUAAAGCAACCCCCCCCCUCCUGCCAGGCCA